Mytilus californianus (California mussel) is the source of this 527-nucleotide messenger RNA. RefSeq names its product 40S ribosomal protein S18. Gene Ontology annotation, molecular function: RNA binding; structural constituent of ribosome. The record is from RefSeq and is a predicted model, not a curated record. The transcript is spliced from 5 exons. Bases 43 to 501 code for a protein of 152 amino acids. NCBI's taxonomy places the organism in Eukaryota, Metazoa, Mollusca, Bivalvia, Mytilida, Mytilidae. Gene Ontology annotation, cellular component: ribosome; cytosol; small ribosomal subunit. Gene Ontology annotation, biological process: translation.
CCUUUAUUUACGCCAACUUCCUUUUCCGGUUAAAUCUUCAACAUGGCAUUGAUACUGCCAGAGAAGUUUCAACACAUUCUUCGUAUUAUGAAUACGAAUAUUGAUGGUCGCAGGAACAUUAUGUUCGCAAUGACUGCCAUCAAGGGUAUCGGUAGGCGUUAUGCCAAUGUUGUAUGUAAAAAGGCUGAUGUUGACAUUUCCAAGAGAGCAGGAGAACUAAGUGAAGAAGAGAUUGAAAAAGUCAUCACCAUCAUGUCCAAUCCAAGACAGUACAAAAUCCCUGAUUGGUUCCUCAACAGACAAAAAGAUGUUAAGGAUGGAAAAUUCAGCCAAGUAAUGUCCAAUGCUCUGGAUAACAAACUUCGAGAGGAUUUAGAAAGACUGAAGAAAAUCAGAGCACAUAGAGGACUUCGACACUACUGGGGAUUGAGGGUCAGAGGUCAGCAUACAAAGACCACAGGAAGACGUGGUAGAACUGUUGGUGUAGCCAAGAAGAAAUAAACUUGUUAAUAAAGGCAGUGAAAGGA